This is a messenger RNA of Maudiozyma saulgeensis, 441 nucleotides long. Lineage: Eukaryota; Fungi; Ascomycota; Saccharomycetes; Saccharomycetales; Saccharomycetaceae. The record is from the annotation of a GenBank genome assembly.
AUGUCUCAGCCAGUUCAACGUGCCGCUGCACGUUCAUUAAUUCAAAAAUACAUCAAUAAAGAAACUCUAAAAUAUGUAUUCACAACGCAUUUUUGGGGUCCCGUUUCCAAUUUUGGGAUUCCUAUUGCCGCCAUAUAUGAUCUAAAGAAGGAUCCUACUUUAAUAUCGGGUCCAAUGACAUUUGCACUUAUCGCUUACUCUGGUGUGUUUAUGAGGUAUGCAUUAGCAGUUUCACCGAAGAAUUUCUUACUAUUUGGUUGUCAUUUUACUAAUGAAAUUGCACAAAUGAGUCAAGGUUAUAGAUAUAUCAAUUAUACAUAUUUUACAUCGGAUGAAGAAAAGGCUAAGAUAGCAUCUAAAUAUGAACAACAGGCAAAUGAUGCAGCAGCUGCUGCUGCUGCAGCUGCUGCCUCUCAAGCUCCUGAAGCUUCCUCAACUUAA